Molecule: messenger RNA, 796 nt
Organism: Lotus japonicus
Lineage: Eukaryota; Viridiplantae; Streptophyta; Magnoliopsida; Fabales; Fabaceae
Exons: 3
Coding region: 214-750 (178 amino acids)
Biological process (GO): recombinational repair
Source: RefSeq, a predicted model, not a curated record
CAACUCUGACCACCAUCAAUUACAAUCUCAACCACCAUCACUGCCUACACAACCAACACUGACCACCAUUAAUCUUCACCACCAACCCCAUUACUCAUUCAUCCUACACCAUAAAUCCCUUUACUUCCUAUAUUAGUCCCCUAUGCACCAAAGGCAUCCUACACCAUUACAUUACUUCCCUUCUUCCCUUGUUGCAGGAAAUAACCAAAAGAAAUGGAACAAGAUCCACCAUCAACCUUCAUCCGCCCUUGCAAACGCCAAGACAACCUUGCCUCCAGCUCUCGUCCUCUCAUUCCCGGCCCAGCUGGCGCCGUCCAGGCCGCCAUGAUUCACCGCAGAUCCACCGACAACAAACCAAACAUUUCAACCCAACAAUUCGUUAGGCAAGUCCUCCAAGACGGCCACGACACCGAUCCCGAUUUCCAAUCCAAUGCUUGGCUUUCAGCCCUGCAAUUAAACGGAUCUGCCACUCCUCUGGGCGCAAUCACUCACCAUCAUGAAAGAGUAGAUCACGUCAUCGGUGUUAUCAAAUCCUGCAAUCCCAAUGGGUUUGGAGAUGCAACAGUUACACUCAAGGACCCUACGGGCACUGUUGGCGCUAGUAUCCAUCACAAGGUCUUCACUGAAAGCGUAUUUGCGAAAGACAUAACUGUUGGAUCUGUUCUGCUUCUCCAAAAGGUCGCUGUGUUCUCUCCUAGAAAGUCUAAUUGUUAUCUGAAUAUAACCUUGUCCAAUGUAGUCAAGGUAUGAUAAUCUUCUUCCACAUCUAAAAUAAAGCAUUUGAAUCUUUUCCACA